GAUAAAUUUCAUUAGUGGUUUUUCAUGGAACAAAACUAGCUAGCGCGGAAACUAGUGCCGUAGUGCUCAGUAUCUUUAAAAACUUAACCAAGAGCAUGCUAACACGCACAAUUCGAGAUAUGGGGCCGUGGAAAUCGAACAAUACCAAACCUAGCUCCAUGCAGUUUAUAAGUUGCUGCUUAAUUGAUCCUAGUGGCAUUCGUCCCGGCGUCGCAACACUGCCAAAACACACGCACCAAUUAAGAUAGUGGCAGAGAGAGAAGCAUGGGCCGGGGCAGCAAUGCGGUCGUCACCCUCCUCCUCCUCGGCGUCGCGCUCCUCUCGCUCGCCGCCACCCCGGCCGCCGGCGACGGCAAGGUGGGUCACCACCACGGCAUCGACGAGGCGGUGCGGCAGCUGAUGGUGGCGACGAGGCUGGAGGACGUCGUGGCGGCGGAGCUCGGGAUGGACGACCUGCACCAGCGCGUACUCGGUGGCGGCGGCUCAAAUUCGGAUGGUCUUGUACCAAACAAGGCGGCAUGCCCGGCCCCGUCGUGCCCGGCGCCCGGGCAGCCGUACACCGGCCGGGGCUGCAUAUUCGCACGCGGAUGCCAAGGCAACGCGCCGCCCUCUCUCUAACCGGUGAAAAGUAGCCAGCCCCUGCUGCACGUCGGUGCAUAUAUUGGUCUCAAUAAAAACCAGUUAAUCACUGCUUUA
Oryza sativa Japonica Group (Japanese rice) is the source of this 696-nucleotide messenger RNA. NCBI's taxonomy places the organism in Eukaryota, Viridiplantae, Streptophyta, Magnoliopsida, Poales, Poaceae. The record is from RefSeq and is a predicted model, not a curated record.